CUGAACACAAUGUUUGUUGUUUCUAAACCAAGUUCAACUAGCUUUGGAACCGGAUUUUUCGCAACCUCGUCUUCUUGCCAACGCGAGUAUAACGGAAACAGAGAAUCGGAUGUUCAACAAAAAUCAUCAAUUGCUGGUUUAAAAGGAUCUCUUCGCCGCAACUCAUCGAAUCUCUCACAAGAUUUUUCCACUAAUCUUCAGAAUGAAAUUUGUCACGCUGAUGCAACAAAUAUUGAAAUCAACUGCUCUUCCUCUGCAAGGCGUGCGUUCUACGUUCGAGUUGAAGUUCCAACUGGUGAACAAGGAUUAAUCCAUUUGUCAUCUUCGUCUACUACGGAAAUUUUUACUCCACUCCAAACCGGAUGUGGGCAUGGAAAAUGGAAGUUCAUCGUUUGUACUAUGGAAAAUGGAAGUGAGAUCGCACACUCAAAUGUUUCCCGUAACUUGGAUGGAGUUGGAAUUCUCUUCUUCAAUGUUUUUGAUGACUUGGAAAUUUGUCUCACACGACAGGAGUUUCUUCACAUAAGCCACUGCCAUACAAUGCGUCAUUAAAAAUUGAGAAAAUACAUUUUUCGUAUUCUCAUCCGCAACCACUAAACCAUUCCAAACAUAGUUUUAAUUGUUUCAUUUCUAGUAUGUUAAAGUCCUGUUUUACUGCAUGCUUUAAAAGCUGCUCGGGAUAUUGCCGGGUAUAAUUCGUUUAAUUUUAAAAUCUGAAAAUCAUUUUGUUCAUAAUAAAUGUUGGUUUACAAA
Molecule: messenger RNA, 753 nt
Organism: Caenorhabditis elegans
Lineage: Eukaryota; Metazoa; Nematoda; Chromadorea; Rhabditida; Rhabditidae
Gene: F31D4.8
Product: MATH domain-containing protein
Exons: 4
Coding region: 10-552 (180 amino acids)
Source: RefSeq, marked reviewed